GUUUUGACAGAUGAAAACAUGAUUUUGUGUUUGUUGAUUUUUAUUUACUUUAAUCAGAAUAAAGCGGAAUUAACCAGGAUUUAUACUGCAAUUGUUUGAAUGCUACCGUUCAUAAAUGGCAGAAACUGAAGAGUCAAAUAUGGAUGAUCUGCCCAGAGAUGACAUUAUCAAGGCGAAUAUUCUGGCAUAUCUUCCCCAUAUUCGCACUGCCAUUCAACCAACAGAUCUUCUCAAAUUGAAAUGUUACCGCAAAGAGCAAAGAAAGAAGAUAUUUGAACUGUCCCGAAAGAGCGGUGAUAAAGCUGUUGAGCUCGGUUUGCAAAUGCUUAUCUAUGACACAGAAGACUCCGGGCGUUUUAUUGCGUUCAAGGAGCUGAUGGCCAGCGAAAACGGAUAUCCAAAGAUUGCCCGAUACAUCGACGGUGAAAUUGUUGCUUCAGAUGAAAACUUCAGGAAACUUUUGGAACUGUUUGCUGAUCAAAUAGUUCCAGUAGUGAAUCCAACGGAGAUUUUACCAACCUUGCUAGCAAGAGAGCUUAUAACGAACGAAGAUGUUCAGAGGAUUAGAGCUGAAAUGUAUAACCACAGCAGGGACGCUGCAGCAUGGGAAAUGCUUUUUAGAUUACAAAGCAGAAAGGAGAACUGGUUUAAAGAGUUCUUGGUCAGUUUGAUUGACCAUGGUUAUAACGAUGUAGCUGAAAAACUGGAGCCGGAUAUGUUCAACAAGAUUGUUGUGCAGAAAAACGAAGACACUCAGAUGAAUGACAAUUCAAAAGAUAGCACCGUUUCCAUGAAUUCUGAAACAGAAGAACCAAAUGCUUUUGUAACUGAAGGAUGUGAAAUUGGCAGUGGGGAGGACAAACAAACGAACACUGAUAUGGAAAUGUCAAAUUUGAAUCCUGAAUCAAUUGCCAGCUCUCAUUGCAAACCUAACGAACUUGGAUCGAAUACCUUAAAGAUGGAGUUAGACGGACUUGGCAUGGAAUUUAUGGACAUGCUACUGCCGCAAAACAAAGAAGCAGUUGUGACUCCCUCCGCCAAUGAUGAUACUACAAGUUUAAAAGCCGUACAAGCAAGAACCUCCAGAAGUGUCAGUCAGACAGAUGAUGCGAUAACUGCCGAUAAAAGCGAAACUGAUCAAUUUCAAUUAAAAGAAUCCAUUACUCAAUACCCUGAUCACGAAAAACUGACGCAUUUGAAUAUGGAAACAGAAGAAACACUUGUUAAAGUUAUUGCAAGAGACGAUAUUACCAGCGGAUUAAGUAGACAAGAGUCUCAUGAAAACCAAACACAGUUAAGAAUCCAUGACGAUUCUAGCAAGAAUCACGUUUCACUGUCUGAUUUCAGCAACGAUGAAAUUAUCAGAGGUAACUUGAAAUCUUUUUCUGGAUAUAUCUGUCUGUGUUUGGAGCCAACCGACUUUUUAAGGCUGCAUUAUUUUAAUCAAGAGCAACGCAAACGGUUGAGAGACUGUGAACUCAGCAUGGCUGUCAAAAUGGGCUAUAAUAUUUUCAUGAACGAAAUUGACGACCCUGGACGAUUUGUAGCUUUUUAUGAGCUUAUGGCUUCAGAAAAUGGUUAUCCCAAAAUUGCACAGAUAUUGAAAGGGGAGUUCGUUGCUUGUGACGAACCUUACAGAAGAUUGCUGGAUUUAUUUGUGGACGAUUUAUUAGAAAAAAUCCCUAAUCCUACAACACUGAUUCCUAUUCUUGAAGGAUUUAAAGCUAUAAAUGACGCUGACGCACAAGAAAUAAGAGCAGAAUAUGUCAAUAAAGGGCAUAAUCGAGCUAUUUGGGUGUUGCUGUUCAAACUUCCUUGUCGAGUCGAGACUUGGUUUAAGGAUUUCAUGAAUGCUCUCAUUGAAUGCGAUUUAUUGGCACUGGCUGAAAAGUUGGAACCUGACAUUUUCAAAAAAUUGAUGGCGCAACAUACGUACGAUGAACGAGACAGUUGUGGGACCGAGAUAGAAAUAGCAACUUCGUUUGAUUCAGAAGAAGCAAAAAGCUGCGGAAAUGAAGACGUGCCUGACUUUAGCGAAUUACUCCAGUCUUCUCCAGUCAUAUCCGAUGAGGAAGAAACAUGUUUGAAAGCAAACUCCGCUGUUGAUGACCUAACAUCGGAUUUCAAUGAACUUCUAAAUAACACUGAUAGCCAUGAGACAGAAAUAUAUUCUCGACUUCCUAAAGACGAAGCACGAACGACUGUAAAACAAACAAGGUCACAGAUGGAUGCAACUGAAGCUGGAAAGCGAUUAGUUUAUGACAAAGAGUUUUUAUUGGCAUGUAAAGGAUCGCCAUUUUCUACGAUUUGUCCACCUGAAAUAGCAAACAUUCCGGACAUAGACAUACGUAUGACUACUAGAAUCGGUAUCCACGACACUGAAGACAAUGAAGAGAAUAAGAUACGAAACGAUUUAAACAUAAUUGGACCGGAAAGGGUCAUUAGCGAGGAAGAGUUUGAGAUAAAUAUUGAGACAGACCAAGACGAUCUUGGAACGAAUGUUGAUGACGUGGAUAUAAGUCUACGGGGUUACCAAAAAGAGUUAGCACAGGAGGGUUGUGAUGGAGAAAACGUUAUAGUGAUGGCUCCAACAAACUCGGGCAAGACCAGGGUGGCAUGCAGAAUUAUGCAGGUUCACCUAAGACGGAAAAUAGCAGAAAGAAAGAAGGGUCGUAUUUUAUUUCUUGUCGAAAACGAAGCACUAGCCAUUCAGCAAGGAGUAGUAUGUGCAGAACGACUCCCAACUUACAGGACAAAGGUGUUCAGCGGAAACGUCCACAGGCUAAAAAAGCAAAUGCUCUGGGAUUUCCUUGAAAGAAGAGACAUCUUUGUUGUAACAGCACAGAUUCUUGUGAAUGCUUUAAAAGCAAAGAAAAUUGAAAGCGUCAGAGAAUUUUCUCUGAUUGUGUUCGACGAAUGUCAUCACUCAAACAAACAACACAUGUAUAAUGAAAUUAUGGCUCGAUAUCUUCACCUUAAACUGCGGGAGGGAGUUGAGUCUUCUAAAAUGCCCCAGAUCGUUGGACUUACAGCCUCCUUGGGCGUUGGUGGAAAGACUGAAUGGGGCCAAGGAGUAGAGCAUAUGAAGAAAAUUAUGGCAAACAUGGACGCAAAGUUUCUCUGUACUGUGAGAAAGCCUGAUACAAUUCAGGAAUUGAAAUUAUAUGUGAACCCACCGGUUGAAGAACUAUUGCCAGUGCCUGGAAGAGCUGUCGACUGGUUCAAAAAUGCUGUUGAAGAAAUAGCUAAGCGCAUCGACGCACAUAUGGCGACACAUCGAACUGUACGGGAUGCUGCUCCCGAGGAUACAUUUAUAAAGACAGCAUGCAGGUUUCCACCGACAUUUGGAACCGAAAAAUACCUGCAAUGGAAUGCUGAGUUCGUGAAACAAAUCGCAAAGGUCCGAUCAAAAGACAUCCGUCGAGUGAUAAAUCCUUGUCGUUUACAUUUAGAGGUGUACAACAAAGCGUUAAUGGUGCAUAGUGAUGCGAGGAUAAGAGAUGCAUUGGUUAUUCUGGAAGAGUUUAUGGAAGACUUCAGGGUAGUUCCAGCAGAACAUCGUACCGACGCCUUUCUCAUGGCUCUUUAUGAUGAACUUCUGGCAGAAACAUUCGACACGGAACCAGAAAACCCCAAAUUGCUCAAACUUGAGCAAAUAUUGUCUAAAGUACUUUGCGAGGACCAGAAUGGCAGAGGCAUUAUAUUUGUGCGAACGCGGGAACUGGCUCAAGCAUUGGUUAGAUGGGUGAACGAAACAGAUGGUUUGAACAUUCUAAAUGCUUCCGAAUUCGUUGGACAAAGUGCAUCCGCUUCAGUUGGAGGGAUGACGAAGAGUGGCCAGAAAGAUGUGUUGCAGUACUUUAAGGAUGGACAACACCGACUUCUUAUUGCGACGUCUGUAGCUGAGGAAGGUCUUGAUAUAUCUAAAUGCAACCUUGUGAUUCGUUAUGAGCAUGUCACUAAUGAGAUUGUCAGACUUCAAUCAAGAGGGCGGGCGAGAGCGGAAAAUAGCUUGUACUAUGUUAUUGCGGAGGAGGACUCUUGGAUUCUUGCUAAAGAAGAAAAGAAUCGUCAAUGUGAGGAACUUAUGAAUCAAAUUGUUCCACACCUGCAGGUGUUCAUUGAAGAUCAUGCAAACACCUGGGAGAGAGAACUCUUAGAAAUUCAAGAAAGAAUGAAACAAGAGGAAGAAAAACAAGCCGAAGAAAGAGAGAUUAACACGGCAGCUACAGGUGUCCGCUUUGAAUGCUUUAAUUGUAGUUCCUUUAUUUGCUUGUCUGACGAUAUUAGGGUCAUAAAGGAUGCACAUCAUGUUAUCAUUGAUGAGGAAGCAAAACGACGUCUUACUCUCAGAAGAGGGGCUCCUACCUUUAUUGAACCAGAAGGCGCCGAAUAUGGAGGGGCCUUGUAUUGCGCAAAUGAGGAAUGCCAACGGGAACUGGGAUCGGUUUGCACUUACAAAUUCUCUGAAUUUCCAUUGGUAGGGCUUAAGAACUUUAGAAUUGUUGAUAGAUUUGGACAAGGUCGCGCGUUUAAGAAAUGGAAAAAGGUCAAUUGCAGAAUCGAGGAGUUUACAUUUGAAGAUUUGGAGGCCGUUGGUGCAGAAAGACUUGCGAAUCUUUAAACUGCUGGUGUUGUUUUUGCGUUUGAUGAAACAUUUUGGUUUGUGAAUUACAAACGACAAUUACUAAAUCUAGCGAAUUAUCAACGCCGUUUAAAAUACCAAAAUAAAUAUGUUGUUAACUCUUAAUUGAUGCGUUUAAUGUGCGUUUUAUAGUUUGCUGCUAUUCAUAUUGACACUGACUUGAAUGACAUUCGUUGAAGCAAUAUGCUUCAAAUUGUUCAAUAAUUAUUGAUUGUGUUAUUUAAUUGAUAUUUGUAAUUCAAAUAUUUAUGGUACGCAUUGUGAUACGUUGCAUGUCAUAGCCAUCGUGUAUAAGUUAUAGUGAUAGUGGUAAAUGUUGUGGCUGUACCUAAGUAUAGCAAUCUGGUGAUUAUGUUAAACAUCUAAUAUAAUAUUUGCUGAGCGCGUUUCCUUUUAGUGGUACUGCAUUGUCCAAAACAUAUAUUGUUCAAAUGUUAUAACGUCAGUCAGUCGACGAAUGCGAAUUAAUUUCUUCUUUGUACUGCACGUGUAUUAUACUAGUCAUGUUUUUGCAUAUCUGAAUUGGCUUUGUGAUUUGUCUUGGUGAUAUGGCUGUACAUAUCAUGUUUUUUGUUCGACUGUUGGAAUUUUUCUAUGUAUGCUUUGCUUUGUAGCGCCAUAGUAUGUUGUUAGAUUGCAUGCCGAACAACACAGCGACAAUCAAAAGCCAUAUGUUAAAUGUUUGCUUAAACUUAUUUUUUGUCAUAAUUUGAAAUGGUAUUUUGUGAUUUAUUUAUUAAUUUAUCAUUUAAUUGCUUUUACAUUAUAUUUCAAUUUUCUAUGUAUGCAUUUUUAUACAUGUUGCUCUGUUUACUAGUAUUUAUACAAUUUAAUGAAUCCAUUAUUUCUAUUUGCAUGUGAGAAAGUGCAUACAUUGUCUGUGAUUGCCAUUUUCUUGUUAUUUCAAUAAAUGUAGUUAUAUUGCUAUUAAAACGUCCAUACAUAAACAUUAGUUACUGAGUUAAUAAAGUCGAUAUAAAUUCUGAGAAUUGUUAUCUGAUUAAGAAUUAAAUAUUUUACAAACAACGGGUAAAUUAAAGUGCUGACGAUUGUAAAAAUGCAUAUCAAACUCAUACCCCGUAGACCAAUGUUAGUUUUGUUUAAACGAUCAU
Molecule: messenger RNA, 5757 nt
Organism: Mya arenaria
Lineage: Eukaryota; Metazoa; Mollusca; Bivalvia; Myida; Myidae
Product: antiviral innate immune response receptor RIG-I-like
Exons: 22
Coding region: 116-4624 (1502 amino acids)
Biological process (GO): negative regulation of translational initiation
Cellular component (GO): cytoplasm
Molecular function (GO): eukaryotic initiation factor 4E binding; ATP binding; nucleic acid binding
Source: RefSeq, a predicted model, not a curated record